Sinocyclocheilus grahami is the source of this 1097-nucleotide messenger RNA. It is a transcript of the gene znf346, whose product is annotated as zinc finger protein 346. Bases 52 to 903 code for a protein of 283 amino acids. The record is from RefSeq and is a predicted model, not a curated record. Gene Ontology annotation, molecular function: nucleic acid binding; zinc ion binding. Lineage: Eukaryota; Metazoa; Chordata; Actinopteri; Cypriniformes; Cyprinidae. The transcript has 7 exons.
GCGGCGCAUGUAACGACUGCGCAUGCGCGAGAUCCGCCUCCUGCAAACAUCAUGGCGCAGCAAGAGCCGAAUGGAGAUUUUCCAUAUUUACCGUCAGGGGCGGCCGGGGUGAACCGAAUGAUAAAGGAGCACAGUGACUUGUUCUCUGAUUCUCAGUGUAAAGUGUGUAGCGCUGUCUUAAUCUCAGAAUCCCAGAAACUUGCACAUUACCAGAGCAAAAAACAUGAGAGCAAAGUACGCCGGUACAUGAGCAUUCAUGGUAAUGAGGAGCCCAUCGCAAAACGGUUCAAGCCUUCAGGUGAUACCAUUAAUGUCGACGAAGGGGACAAAUACAAAGCCUGCAAUGUGUGCAACAUGACAUUCUCGUCCCCAGUAGUGGCACAGUCACAUUACCAGGGCAAAGUUCACUCCAAGAACCUUCGCUUGAAGACCUUUGGUCAGCAGACUCCUGCAUUACCUCAGCCCAAAGCGCAGGUGAAGAAGGAUGAAGGGCUACCUGAAGGUGGGCAGGGGCCAGCAAAGCAGGACCCCAACCGCUUCUGCUCCAUCUGCCAGGCUUCCUUCAACAAUCCACUCAUGGCUCAGCAGCACUACAAUGGCAAGAAACAUAAAAAACACCUGACUAAACAGAAGCUGAUGGAGACCUAUGGGCCGUCCUCUGCACCAGCCUCCACACUGAAGGGCUACCCAUGUACUGUGUGCGAUAUUGAACUGAACUCCGUGGAGCAGUACCAGGCCCACAUCAGCGGUUCCAAACACAAGAACCAUGGCAGACUCAAGAAAGGGCCAAAUGCAUUUCCCGGCCCCCCUGAGAACUACCAGCCCGAUUUCCAGUAUCCACCCAACCAGGAAGGACCAGAGGAUGCGGGGGACUGGGACAGCUUCAACGAGGGCUAUGAGUGAGAAGACGCUGUCAGACUCCGCUGCACUCUUCUCAUUUGUGACAAGCUUCUUCUGUUUAGGCACAGGUCAAUGUGUGUCUGCACUGUGCAUCUCCUAAGGCCAGCUUUUCACCACACUACAUCUCUUCCCGUCUAAUCUUGUCACUCUCACACACAGUUGAGGGACCACAAUAAACGUCGGAAAAAAUCGAAGGC